Molecule: messenger RNA, 1652 nt
Organism: Aspergillus melleus
Lineage: Eukaryota; Fungi; Ascomycota; Eurotiomycetes; Eurotiales; Aspergillaceae
Product: putative C2H2 finger domain protein (Kin17)
Exons: 1
Coding region: 600-1277 (225 amino acids)
Biological process (GO): DNA replication; DNA damage response
Cellular component (GO): nucleus
Molecular function (GO): double-stranded DNA binding
Source: RefSeq, a predicted model, not a curated record
AUUGUCGCAUCACCCACCGUCUCUUGGCGUUCGUUGUUUCUCUUUCUAUAUCCACCUGGUUCUCAUAUCCAGCCGCCAACAUGCCUCGCGCCGAAGCCGGAAGUACGAAGUCGCUCAGCAACAAGAUGAAAGCCGUAAGUCAUGAGCUCCGCCCGUCGAGGUCAUUUCAACGCUAACGUCUCGCAGAAAGGCUUGGGCAGGUUGCGAUGGUACUGUCAGCUUUGCGAGCGACAAAUGCGCGACGAGAACGGCUUCAAGUGGUGAGUUUGUCGACUCGGACUUUACAGGGUCUACCAAUGAGCCAAGAAAAGGCACAGCGCUAACUCUCACGAUUCCUUACAGUCACGUCCAGAGCGAAAGCCAUGUCCGCCAGGCGCUUCUCGUCGGCGAAGACCCCAAGAAACAUAUCGAAGAUUACAGCAAGCAGUUUAUGAAGAAUUUCUUGGAUUUGUUGAGGACGACGCAUGGGGAGAAGAAGGUGCAUGUUAAUCAGUUCUAUCAGCAGGUUAUUGCGGAUAAGGAGGUGAGUUUGAUACUCUUGUUACUUGUUUCUUGCGGGGUGGUGGGGUGUGCUAACGACUUGAAUCUAGCACAUUCAUAUGAACUCGACGAAAUGGACAUCGCUGUCCCAGUUCGCGGCGUACUUGGGUCGAGAGGGAUUGGUUCGCGUCGAGGAAACGGAGAAGGGCCUUUUCGUGUCGUAUAUUGAUCGGAGUCCGGAGACGAUGAAGCGUCGGGAAGCGAUCAUGAAGAAAGAGCGCCAAGAUCGAGGAGAUGAAGAGCGGGAACAACGGCAGAUCCAAGAACAGGUGGAGCGAGCCCAGCAGAACGCUGAGAAGGAGGAGGAAAUCGAUCCGGAGGCCAGAAACCUGCAGCGAACGGAGGGCGAGAAGGUCAAAUUGAAUCUCGGCUUCGGUCCCAAGCCCACUGCCACCGAGGAAUCAAAAUCCGAGUCCGAGUCCAAGUCGAAGUCGAAGUCGCCCACGGCAGAAAACGGUACACCUUCGGAAUCCCCUGCCCCGGCGCCGGUCGAAGCGGCUCCGCAGCCAGCUCCCAAGAUCUCGAUGUCGUUUGGUGGGGAUAAGAAACCCAAGAAUGUGUUUGCCUCGGCGGUGAAGAAGAACCCUCUUGCCGGCAAGAAGGGCUUGGUCAUGGAAGCCCCCAAAAAGAUGUCGGAGCAGGAAAGAAUCAUGAAACAAGAAAUGGAAGCGAUGGAACGGAAGCGCAUGCGUGGACCAUCCGGACUCCCCAAUGCCAAGCGCCCCCGAGUGACAUGAAUAAUGAGGCCGAAUCUUUGAUUCAACAUUUGGUGCUAGAUCGGCACCUACGACUCGUCGCGCCGAGGCCAUCGACCUCGUGAUGACUUUCCACGACCUCGCAGGUCAUCAAACUAGUGACCAAUGAUCCCUCAAAUAGAUUGCUGACACCGAUCAUUGGAGGAAACGCGUCGCUUCAUCCCACCCCGAUCAAGACGCUUACAGGAUAGGUGAUGGCUAUGGUUGCGGCAUACCUAACGACUAGAGUUCUUUUUUUCGAGCGGGUAGCGCGUUGGCGACGCCUUACUAUCAUUCUUGGUGUUCUCGCAUUCUCACUUCAGAAUAUACUAAGCUACAUUAUAUAAAGAUGGCGACAUAGAUGCUGGGACUACGUCA